Messenger RNA from Didymodactylos carnosus, 777 nucleotides. The record is from the annotation of a GenBank genome assembly. Lineage: Eukaryota; Metazoa; Rotifera; Eurotatoria; Philodinida; Philodinidae.
AUGGAUGUCCAUAACGAAACAGAAUUUCGAAUUGAGCACGAGCCAGAUUCACAAUCACAAGAAGCUGGAUCAAAUUCGAUGGAAACAGACGAUGCUGAUGGUGAAAAUAAUGAUAUCUAUCCUCAAUUUGAAUCGAGAUUAGCUAUAGAAGACUUCACCAAACUAGAUUUGGCCACCGUUUUAAUUAUGUUCAAACUUAGAUAUAGAAUAACAAUCAAAGGAAUGAAUUCUUUACUGAACAUUUUAAAAUUAUUGAAAGUGCCAAAUGUCCCAGCAGAUUAUCUUACAUUAGUCAAACUAUUAAGAACAACCUCAACAGCGACGUCUCCACCGUUUAUAAAAUGCACGUUUUGCCCACAAUGUGAAUUAAUAUCAAGACAUACAACAAAUUGUACCAAUGAGCAUUGCGAAAAUUAUAAACAGUAUAAAACAAAAAUACAGCAACAUUUCAUUGAAUAUGCCAUUGAACACCAAAUCCAAUCCAUUUUAGAACGUGAAACACAUCUGACAUUUCCUACAUUGGCUACAACUAAUGCGGAUGUAAAACGUGAUAUUUACGAUGGUGAAAGAUAUCAAGAAUUACUUCGAGCCAAACCAGGACGAUUUUUAACGUUAUCUUUGAAUGCUGAUGGUGUACAAAUGAAACAUUGUGGCGAUGUAUCGCUGUGGUUAAUCAUUUUCUGCAUUAAUGAAAUUCAUCAAAAACAACGUUUUCAAAUUCAAAAUUCUAUCAUUGGGGGAUUAUGGCCUGGACCCAAGAAGCCGUCACAAAAAUAA